AUGCAAGCCGCGCUCAACCACCAGCAGCAGCAGCCACCGCACUCGAGUGCCUUCACACCGAGUCAGUCGCGCCGCGCGCCGCCGUCGCAGGAUCGGCCGUUCGCAUGUCCGAUCCCGACCUGCGGCGGCCGGUUCCACCGCAAGUUCACGCUGCACGAACAUAUGAAGACACACACGGGUGAGCAACCCCACCAGUGCCCCAUAGCGGGUUGUGGCAAGCGCUUCAGCACCUCGGGCAACCUCGCGCGCCACCGCAAGCUGCACUCGGUGCGCAAGCUCAACUGCCCCACGCCGCACUGCUCCCGCGAGUUCACGAGCCGCGAGAAGCUCAUGAGACACCUCAAGGUCCACCUCGCGGGCACGCCGCACACCUGCAACAUCGAAGGCUGCGGCAAGACCUUCAGCACGGCCGGCAACCUCACGCGGCACCGACGGACGCGACACAACGCCCCGCCGGCCAACCGCGUGAACGGGAUGGAGCCCCCGCGGCAGCCGCCGAUGCUCAAGAGCCUGCCGUUCCCGGAGCAGCCGCAGCGGCAGUUCCCGAUGAUGCAGGCAUCAAUGCCCGGCAGGAUGGUGCAGUACCCGGUCGUGCCCGGCGCGAUGCUCGUCAAGGGCCCGGUGUGGUCCAAUGCACCGACCCAGGACGCCGUGUCGGCGGCUGUCGCGGCGGCAAGACCCGACUACAACCGCGGCAUCUCCGACCAAGACGUGCGGGACCUGCUGGACUGCCUGUUCGUCGAGAACCCGGCGGUGGCGCCCGUGAACACCAUGGGCGGCAUCAUCCGCAGCGAGCCGUUCCUCCGCGGAGCCUACCACCAGUGA
Messenger RNA from Phytophthora sojae, 825 nucleotides. RefSeq lists its product as hypothetical. The transcript has a single exon. The record is from RefSeq and is a predicted model, not a curated record. Gene Ontology annotation, biological process: regulation of transcription by RNA polymerase II. Gene Ontology annotation, molecular function: RNA polymerase II cis-regulatory region sequence-specific DNA binding; DNA-binding transcription factor activity, RNA polymerase II-specific. NCBI's taxonomy places the organism in Eukaryota, Oomycota, Peronosporomycetes, Peronosporales, Peronosporaceae. Gene Ontology annotation, cellular component: nucleus. Bases 1 to 825 code for a protein of 274 amino acids.